Messenger RNA from Spea bombifrons (plains spadefoot toad), 1703 nucleotides. RefSeq names its product microtubule associated protein 6 (gene MAP6). The record is from RefSeq and is a predicted model, not a curated record. Gene Ontology annotation, biological process: microtubule cytoskeleton organization; regulation of microtubule cytoskeleton organization; cytoskeleton-dependent intracellular transport. Gene Ontology annotation, cellular component: Golgi-associated vesicle; microtubule; cis-Golgi network. Lineage: Eukaryota; Metazoa; Chordata; Amphibia; Anura; Pelobatidae. The coding region runs from base 503 to 1654 and encodes 383 amino acids. Gene Ontology annotation, molecular function: calmodulin binding; microtubule binding. The transcript is spliced from 4 exons.
UUAUUUCAGUUUUAGGUACUGCAUAGUAGUGAUCUCUCGCAAGCGUUUCACUCUCCUCCUCUAGGACCCUCCUCUUUUCCUCCUUGGCAUCUCGGGGAUGCAGAGCGCAGGUGGGUGGGGUAUUUCUAUCUGGAGAUGCUUCCCGUUCCUCCUUGUCGGCUCGAUUUUAGAAUUUAGAAUUUUUUCCUUUUUUUUCGGAAAUCUAUAUAGAAGAUAAGGAGGAUGGAUGGAGGGAUAGGUGAGCGGAACGUCUGAUUUUACCUCAACAAAGCACUCGUCUUAGGACCAAGGAGACCUGGUGGAAAAAAAAGGAGAGGAGAACGUCCAGCGUCUUACGGGAAGCUGUCGGCCACCUCAUUUUUCUUUAACCUCCUUGCGAAGGCGUGAAAAAAACAAACAAAUUGGGAAAUAAAGAGAUCGCCGCGGUUAUUGUUUCUGGGUCGGAAGGAAAACGAAAUAGAACCCAGGCGUCUUAGAUACACCCUCGAGGAGGAAGAAGAAGAUGGCGUGGCCUUGUGUCACCAGAGCAUGUUGCAUCGCCCGCUUUGGCAACCAGCAAGACAAGAGUGACAUCGCAGUCCCUUUAAUAUUUACUAAAUAUUCGGCGGUGACAGAUGGAGCGAAGAAUUCACCACGCCCUGGGUCUGCUGCCAUAGAAACGCAGCCAUCGUUGGGGGAUCCUUACUAUGGAGGCCGACCUCGCUUAACCAGAGAAGGCUCGGUCAUGCAACAGGACUACAAGGCGUGGAAGUCGAAGCCGGAGCCCAGCUGCAAGCCGAAAGUCGAGUAUCAGCCCUCCGAGGCGCCGCUGGAGAGGGAGACGCAGUACAAGAAAGAUUAUAGGUCGUGGCCCAUUCCUCGCCAAGGCGACCAUCCGUGGAUUCCGAAGCCCAUCCCGGGGCCCGUGGUCCAGACGCACGCCAAUGAGGACAAAAAGAGGAAGGAUCUUAUGGGGGCCGUUCUUCCCCCGGCCGAGAAAAAGAGCACGGAGUCGGCGCGUGCGGAGAGCGCCGAGCAAAGAGCGGGGAAGGCACCGGUGGCGUUCAGCGUGGCCCCUGAGAUCCUGAUAUCGGUGGUGGAGGAGAACAAGGAGCCCCAGAAAGCAGCCAAGCAGACUCUAAGCUCUCUCCAAAACCAGGUCAACGGGGAAAGCAGAGCCGCGUCCUCAUACAGGAAUGAGUUCAAAGCGUGGACCGAUGCCAAGCCCUCGAAGAGUAUAAGAACCCGCUCCCUUUACAAGCCCCCCGAGGAAAAAGUUUCCCACGAAACCAGCUACAAUUCCCAAUUCAAGGGCGAAGCCAACCAGCCCGGGGACAACAAGCUGAGCGACCGCCGGAGGAUACGCAGCCUCUACAGCGAGCCCUACAAGGAGACCGUGAAGGUUGAGAAGCCUAGUGUUCAGACUUCCAGACCAAAAAAGACACCCAUCAGCCAUAAGCCUGUGAAAAAGGCCAAGGAAAAGCAGACUGUACCUGGCCGGGUUUCCAAGAAGAAGACCGCGGAGGCUUCCCCCACCACCAAGCCUGAGGACAAGGAGAAGAGUAACGAGAUUAACAAUAAACUAGCGGAGGCAAAAGAGUGUGCAAUAAACCCAAAGAAUGAUCCGGACCAGGAGCACCAAGUCACGGGACAGACCACGGCAUCCGUACAGUAAAUGUGUGUUUCUCUGCCAAAAACUCCAUUCCAGGAGCCCUGCGUAUAAC